Messenger RNA from Galendromus occidentalis (western predatory mite), 1941 nucleotides. RefSeq names its product transcription elongation factor elongin A (gene EloA). Bases 1 to 1713 code for a protein of 570 amino acids. NCBI's taxonomy places the organism in Eukaryota, Metazoa, Arthropoda, Arachnida, Mesostigmata, Phytoseiidae. Gene Ontology annotation, biological process: transcription elongation by RNA polymerase II. The transcript is spliced from 3 exons. The record is from RefSeq and is a predicted model, not a curated record. Gene Ontology annotation, cellular component: nucleus; elongin complex.
AUGUCGGUCGACAAAAUAAAGGAGUACUGUCGUCGCCUCGAAAAACAUUCCGAAGACAGGGCUGUUUUGAAGGACACCCUGUAUAAACUCAACAAGAUGGAGGUCACUGUGGACAUUCUGCAAAAAACUGGAAUCGGUAAAGUCGUGAACGGCAUCAAACACCGUGGUGGCAAGACUGGAGACAUGGCUGCCGAUCUCAUAAAAAAGUGGCGUAACGUGGUCGACCGCGAAGCCGAGCAGGAACACGAGGAGGACAACAACAAUAACAGCAAUGGCAGCAGUCACCACAAGAGCGAAGUAAAAAAGGAGUCGCAUCAUAAUCAUCAUCAUCGCGAGUCCAAGAAGCACAAGGAAAGUUCUUCCUCGUCUCACCGAAGGAUUGAGAAAGUCACUAAGGAUCGCUCGGGUGGCAAGGUCGAAGAGCCGGCGCUCUUCUCGGACCUGUCUGUCGUGAACAAGAAAGCCUCUACGAAGCCCAAGAAGCAGGAAGCUUCGAACAGCAAGUCGUCCCACAAAAAGCCCUCCGACCACCAUGACGAUGCUCGUCAUCACAAGAGUAAGAAAUCUGAGAAAAAAGAGACUUCUCUUCCAUCUCCGGCAUCAUCCAGCUCGUCCGAUUCGGGCAGCGAAAGCCAGCCGGUUGAGCCUCCGAAUCCGACCCCCGAGUCGAAGAAGACUCCCGCUGACUCCACAAGAGCCCCACAAGCGACCAAGCGGAAAGCACCAGAAGAGUUCCCGGUUGACGGGGGGAUGGGGGCGAACUUUGGCUCGUUCGAAGAGUGUCUCGGCACCAUCGAGCCCAAGAACCUGAAGAAGAAGAGAAGGUUGAAGACCUCUUCGUCCCCGAAGAUGACGGUCACGUCCUCGACUUUGAACGGCUCGAGCGGCCAACCGAAAGGACCGAGGUUGCCAGACCUCGUUGAUAAAAAAAUGAUCGAGUCCCGGCCCGCGGUGGAUUACAAACCCUUGCCCAGAAUCGAGCCGAAAGCUCCCGUCGUGGCUGCGAAGCGUCCGAUCGACGAGGCCGCUCAGUUCACUUCGUCCCGGAGAGAUCGAACCGCAAUUUAUUCAGGAAGACGAAAUGUCACGCUGACGUCGGUCCCAAGCCUGUUUGACGCGUGCAUCAGGGUUCUCAUGGACCAUGUGGACUGCAUAGAGGAAACCGGUGGUGUACCCUAUGAUAUUUUGAAGCCGGUACUCGAGCGCUGCAAUGGACAACAGCUCUACCGAUUGGAGUAUUUCAACCCCUAUCUCAGCGAGGACACCGAUGCGCUAUGGGAAGCCCACUGUCGGAAGGAUUUCAGGAGCAAAACCCGUCAGCCCGGCGAGGAGUCUUGGAAGGAACUCUACCUCAGAUGUCACGAUGAACGUGAACAGAAACUGAGAAGUCUGACAGCAUCGAUUAGCCAAUCCAUGCGUGAGAAGCAAGCUCCUGUCAGAACCACAAAGCUCGCCUACGUCGACUCGAUGGCCAAAGCUCCAUUGAACGUGCAGAGAGCUCAGCUGAAAAACGGCACGUUCGUGGGAAACAAAGCGCAACCAUCGCAAGCACGGAAAAUUGCUUCGCAUGCCGCUGCCGCAGCAGCCACCGAGCCAGUCAGAGCCCCCGCUUCAGCGGCUCCAAAGAAACCCAAACUAGCGCCAUUGAUGGCCAAAACUCUGUCAUUUCUGAAAAUGAGGAGGUCCACCGGGUACGGUUUCGCGUCCCGUUAAACUCCUACCGUUCCCGUUACACUCCUCUCGCGAAAGAGUUCAGUGAUGUACCUGUUGUAGAUAUUUAGUCCUUCGGGUAGGCUUAAGAAAAUGAAAAUUCAUUCUCGUAAUUUAAGUUCACUGUGAAAGUGAAUACGCCUUGUGAUCUAGCAGCCUCAAUGAGACUUGUAUACCUAAAUGUAUGCGUGACUUGUACAUUGAAUAAACGAGUACAUAUCCAGAGUAUGG